Molecule: messenger RNA, 423 nt
Organism: Didymodactylos carnosus
Lineage: Eukaryota; Metazoa; Rotifera; Eurotatoria; Philodinida; Philodinidae
Source: the annotation of a GenBank genome assembly
AUGAUAAACAAGAAGCUAGAUAAUCAGGCUACAACAACUAAGCGGAAUGAAACAAAUAUAAUUCUGAAUAAAAUAAUAACAACAGAGUUUAUAUCAACAAUAGUGGAUUUUAUUAAUGAUAUUGGGAAGCCAGUAGUAAAAUUAGCUACUAAUGAUAAAGUAGAAUUAACAAAAAUCAUGGAUGAUUAUGUUAUAAAACUACGAAGUAUUGAAGAACGCCUACGUUUAAAUUUCCAAUUUGAGGAUAUGCCGACGGGACCAAAUAGAUUAACAACAAAUGAAGAAGCAAAUUCUGACAUUUCAAUGAUUAAUAACUCACUACUAACUACAACAAUGAUACCGAAUCAAAGAAGAACAACGUCCGUAGAAAUAGAAGUAAGAAAUGGUCCGGAAGAAAACACGAACAUCGUUUCAUUAGUCUAG